This is a messenger RNA of Volvox carteri f. nagariensis, 1922 nucleotides long. RefSeq lists its product as uncharacterized. NCBI's taxonomy places the organism in Eukaryota, Viridiplantae, Chlorophyta, Chlorophyceae, Chlamydomonadales, Volvocaceae. The record is from RefSeq and is a predicted model, not a curated record. The coding region runs from base 201 to 1157 and encodes 318 amino acids. The transcript is spliced from 9 exons. Gene Ontology annotation, cellular component: mitochondrion; membrane. Gene Ontology annotation, biological process: mitochondrion organization.
GCAUUCUUGGAGCUCCUUAUUUCAUUGGCUUGGAUUUUGUUUGUUUGAAUCUCAGGAGGAAGAGCAAGCUUAUGCGCGUCGCGUCUUGCUGAUCUUUUUCUGCUUUACUGGCAGACGAAGCUGCUACUUCUUUGUCCACCGUUAUUCAUACUCGAGGGUCAUAACAGUUGGAGCAUCGACCAAACCGGAGGCGGCCCAGCAUGAAGGCUCAGCCAUACCAAUGUAUCGAAGACUUGACAGGAAAGGAUAUAAAGAAGCCUGCUCCCAAUAAAGAGCUACCAUUGAGUCCUCGGCAAAUUGCGAUACUCAUUUUUUCAGUACUUCUGCUUAUCGCUAUACUUAUCGGACAACCUAUUGUAAGCAUUCCGGCUGGACACCUGGCUGUGGUUGAUUUUUUUGGAUAUGUGCCCAAAAACACGAUCUCCGCGGGGUUGCACGUCAAGACCUUGUACAGCACUAUCCAUAGCUUUUCACUCAAGACUCAACUCAUGGAACUGACCCUCAAUGUGCCCACGAACGAGGGCCUUAUCGUUGAGCUGGAUGUUUCCAUCCUCCACCGCAUCCACCCUAACAUGGUGCGAGACCUCUACCUGACAGUCGGCAACAACUACAAGGAGGUGGUUUUGCUGCCCGAGGUCACCUCCACUGUUCGAAGCCUCACCGCUAGCGUGUCAUCCAAAACCUUAUACUCGGCUAGCCGUGACGAGCUGUCGACCAACAUUAAGGACCACCUCAACGGCAAGCUGGCUGUUCGCGGCAUCGAAAUCGAGCAGGCCUUGCUGCGGAAAGUGGUACUGCCGAAACUGGUGACCACCGCUAUCGAGCAGAAGCUCAUGGCCGAGCAGGACAGUCAGCGCAUGGAGUUCGUGCUUAUGAAAGAGCGUCAGGAGGCUGAGCGCAAGCGUAUCGAGGCUCAGGGCAUUUCUGACUUCCAAAGCAUCGUGUCACAAGGGAUUAGCGACGCGCUUCUGGAGUGGAAGGGCAUCGAAGCGACGGAAAGGCUUGCAAACUCCGCAAACGCCAAGAUUGUGGUGGUUGGCAACUCGAAGAACGGGCUGCCGCUGAUACUCGGGGAAGGUAGCCACACGCUGUCGGGCAAGACCGCCACCCCCGGGGAGACCAAGGCUGAAGCUGGCAAGCCCGAGGGCGCCGCAUAAGCAGAUGUACCUGUCUCCUACUGCUCUUUUACCGUACUGUAUUGCCUGACUGGCUUGCACGAGCGUGACUUCUCUGCUGCUAGAAAGAACGUUGUGUAAUUUGGAGCAACCUCGUCUUGUUGAGGUGUGGCACCGUUCGUAAGGCUGUGCAGGCAUGCACGGAUAUCGAGCUCCAAGUAUGCAAUUCACUUGCUGGCCUAAACACGUCCAAUGGAUGUGGGCCCUGACAAUCCUCUUUUAAUGUCAUCUAUUCUAUAAUACCCGGUAGGAUUCGGAUGUGGCCCACUCUGCCAACGUCCAGCCCGUUUUCAAUAAAUGCUUUUGGUGCUGGCAUAAUAUCAAUGGUUUGGUGAUACAAUGGCUUGUUUAAGAUAUGUUACCCUAUCAGGGUCUGCCUUCCGCAUGAAAUCCGCGGCGGGCGCCAGCCACACACCUAUCUAUCAGCUACAACCCUAUUGUUAUGCUUCGGCGGUCUACAUAUAGACGGCGGCUUUGCCAGCUGCGAACGCACCAUAUUUUCCUUCGCUGGGUGGUGCCGCUGGUGGUUAGUUAGGGGCUGUAGUUAGGGUCAAAGGCUAAUUUGUGGCCGUGGUGACGCAAGGAUGGGCUGUUAGUCUGGACCUGGGUUGCCGGCGGCGCGUCUGUGACGUGUGUCACAUGGAGGCAUGUCAAGUCAUGACCCCAUCCUGUGGUGAAGCCCCGUUGGCGAUAUUUUCGACGCCCAGCCAGCCGGGUCGCACACCAGCUCUGCAAAAAUGGCGCAUG